Molecule: messenger RNA, 669 nt
Organism: Strongylus vulgaris
Lineage: Eukaryota; Metazoa; Nematoda; Chromadorea; Rhabditida; Strongylidae
Source: the annotation of a GenBank genome assembly
AUGAAAUAUGUAGUCUCGGAAAAGUGCUACUAUGAAGUUGGUCCUGGAGCACUUUGGAUCACAUGUGCUCUCUUCAACACUGAACUGUGCUUCUGUCCAUUCUCAGAACGAACUGAUAAAAGUUCCGCACGUCCAUCACUCCCAGCGCUAACACAGGCUUUUGAGGAGUUGAGCAAACAUUUUGUUCUUGUGCUUGAUGAAAUUGAUCUCUUGGCAUCCAAGACGAACUCCUUCCUUUACACUGCAUUUCAGUGGCCACAUACUAUGAAUUCUAAGUUAAUAAUCAUAGGCAUCGCUAAUUCAAUAGAUCUCACAGAAAGAUUAUUGCCAAAGCUAAAGUUAGGGCACGAGCCGCAAACGCUUGUUUUCACUCCAUAUUCGAAAGAAACUAUAGCUGAAAUUCUCAAGGAAAAGAUGUCUGCUGAUUCGGAUGAUACAAUGGAUGUAAAAGCUGUGGAGUUAUGUUCGAGGAAAGUUGCAGCUAUGAGCGGUGAUUUGCGAGCAGCCCUUCACGUCAUCAAGCAUACUAGGUACGUGCGUACAAAUGUUUUUCUUAUUUCCAUGGAACAUCCAUUGGGUUUCGUUUUGUUUCAGGUGGAUACUGAUACUGCAAAAUCUGCUAUAGCGGAUAAUGGUAUGCUUGCACAAGUGGCUGCACUCAACUUAUGA